Molecule: messenger RNA, 1319 nt
Organism: Pieris napi
Lineage: Eukaryota; Metazoa; Arthropoda; Insecta; Lepidoptera; Pieridae
Gene: Ir68a
Product: glutamate receptor ionotropic, kainate glr-3
Exons: 3
Coding region: 33-1319 (428 amino acids)
Cellular component (GO): membrane
Molecular function (GO): ligand-gated monoatomic ion channel activity
Source: RefSeq, a predicted model, not a curated record
UUACGCAGAUUCUCAAUACACUAUCUCAAAAAAUGAACUUCAAACCAAAAUUAUACCAACCCAUUGACUCUGAUGUUCACAAAUGGGGCGAGAUGCAAGCAAAUGGAUCCUACUCGGGACUGUUCGGUGAAAUGGUCAGUGGGAAGGCUGAUGUUGCCCUGGGCAACCUUCAGUAUACUCCUUAUCAUUUGGACUUGUCAGAUUUGAGCAUUCCCUACACGUCACAAUGUUGGACCUUCCUCACGCCAGAGGCCCUUACAGACAAUUCGUGGAAAACAUUAAUUUUACCAUUUAAAUUAAACAUGUGGAUAGCCGUUCUCCUAGUUCUGCUGGUGACUGGAACAAUAUUUUUUGGUCUUGCACACUAUUACUUGAAUUUGAUUACCUUUCGAGAGGAUUUAAAAGAUUCCUGUCAAGUUAAUAAGGAGAAAUUACAAGGUGAAAAACCAGUUGGCUUGUAUUUGUUCGGCGAAAUUACAAACAGCAUACUUUAUACAUAUGGAAUGCUUCUAGUCGUGUCAUUACCUAAGUUACCGACUGGGUGGUCAAUAAGGUUAUUAACUGGCUGGUAUUGGCUAUACUGCAUCUUGUUAGUUGUAUCAUACAGAGCCAGCAUGACUGCUAUUCUAGCAAACCCAGCGCCAAGAGUCACUAUUGAUAACUUAAACGAAUUGGUGGAUAGCAAACUGAAAUGCGGAGGCUGGGGUAGCGAAACAAAGAAAUUUUUUCAACAAUCAUUAGAUGAGAAAGGCCAAAAAAUCGGAGAUAAUUUUGAACAUAUUAAUGAUCCUAACGAAGCUGCUACGCGUAUAGCUCGUGGCGUAUUCGCGUAUUACGACAGCUCAGAUUUUUUAAAGUACCUUAGUGUAAAGAGAAAACAAGCAAAAACAAUGAUUGAUGUUGCCAAUUUUACUAUGAAUAGUACAGAGGUGGAUAGUCAAGGCGAAAGAAAUCUGCACAUUAUGUCGGAUUGUGUUGUUAAUGCACCAAUAUCUAUAGGUUUUCAUAAGAAUUCUCCUUUGAAACCUUUAGUAGAUAUUUAUUUGAAACAAAUCAUUGAAGUUGGUCUAAUUGAGAAAUGGCAAAACGAUGCUAUGUACAAAAUAAGGACUUUAGAUACUAGUGAAGAAGAAAUUAAGGCUUUGAUUAAUUUGAAGAAAAUGUAUUGUGCCUUUAUUGCUUUAGCCAUUGGUUACACCAUUAGUACUCUUUGUUUACUAGGUGAAUAUGCACACUGGAAUUUGGUAGUAAAAAGGGACCCUACAUUUGAUAAAUAUAAUUUAGAUGAAUAUUUUAAGAGUAAAAAUAAAAAACUUUAA